CCCGCCUCUACGUCGAUAAGUAGCCAAUGGAAGCGUCGUAUCCCGGACCUCUGGCCAAUGGAAACUGAGGUGGGCGGGUCAUCGCGCUGGGGUUUGUAGUCCGUGAGCUGCUUGACUGGCUGCUGCUACCCAGGGACCGCGGACCCGAACGCAGGCAGACCAUGUGGACCCUGGUGAGCUGGGUGGCCUUAACAGCAGGGCUGGUGGCUGGAACUUGGUGCCCAGAUGGUCAGUUCUGCCCUGUGGCCUGCUGCCUGGACCCCGGAGGAGCCAGCUACAGCUGCUGCAGCCCCCUUCUGGAUAAAUGGCCCACAACACUGAGCAGGCCUCUGGGUGGCCCCUGCCAGGUUGAUGCCCACUGCUCUGCCGGCCACUCUUGCCUCCUCACUGUCUCAGGGACUUCCAGUUGCUGCCCCUUCCCAGAGGCUGUGGCAUGCGGGGAUGGCCAUCACUGCUGCCCAAGGGGCUUCCACUGCAGUGCAGAAGGGCAAUCCUGCUUCCAAAGAUCAGGUAACAACUCCAUGGGUGCCGUCCAGUGCCCUGAUAGCCAAUUUGAAUGCCCUGACUCCUCCACAUGCUGCAUUAUGGUUGAUGGCUCCUGGGGGUGCUGUCCCAUGCCCCAGGCUUCUUGCUGUGAAGACAGGGUGCACUGCUGUCCGCAUGGUGCCUCCUGCGACCUGGUUCACAUCCGAUGCGUCACACCCACGGGCACCCAUCCUCUGGCAAAGAAGAUCCCUGCACAGAGGACUAAUAGGGCAGUGGCUUUGUCCAGCUCGGUCAUGUGUCCGGAUGCACGGUCCCAGUGCCCUGAUGGUUCUACCUGCUGUGAGCUGCCCAGUGGGAAGUAUGGCUGCUGCCCAAUGCCCAAUGCCACCUGCUGCUCCGACCACCUGCACUGUUGCCCCCAAAACACUGUGUGUGACCUGAUCCAGAAUAAGUGCCUCUCCAAGGAGCAUGCUACGGACCUCCUCACCAAGCUGCCUGCGCACACAGUGGGUGAUGUGAAAUGCGACAUGGAGGUGAGCUGCCCAGAUGGUUACACCUGCUGCCGCCUACAGUCGGGGGCCUGGGGCUGCUGCCCUUUUACACAGGCUGUGUGCUGUGAGGACCACAUACACUGCUGCCCCUCAGGGUUUACGUGUGACACACAGAAGGGUACCUGUGAACAGGGGACCCACCAGGUACCCUGGAUGGAGAAGGCCCCAGCUCACCUCAGCCUGCUGGACCCGCAAGCCUUGAAGAGAGACGUCCCCUGUGAUAACGUCACAAGCUGUCCCCCCUCCAAUACCUGCUGCCAACUCAUGUCUGGGGAGUGGGGCUGCUGUUCAGCCCCAGAGGCUGUCUGCUGCUCGGACCACCAGCACUGCUGCCCCCAGGGCUACACGUGUGUCGUUGAGGGGCAGUGUCAUCGGGGACCCAAGAUCGUGGCUGGGCUGGAGAAGAUGCCUGCCCGCCGGGCUUCCGGAUCCCACCCCAGAGACAUCGGCUGCGACCAGCACACCAGCUGUCCAGUUGGACAGACCUGCUGCCCGAGCCUGGGCGGGGGCUGGGCCUGCUGCCAGCUGCCCCAUGCUGUGUGCUGUGAGGAUCGCCAGCACUGCUGCCCAGCUGGCUAUACCUGCAACGUGAAGGCCCGAUCCUGCGAGAAGGAAGUGGUCUCUGCCCAGCCUGCCACCUUCCUGGCCCGUGGCCCUCAUGUGGGCAUGAGGGACGUGGAAUGUGGGGCAGGGCACUUCUGCCAUGAUGACCAGACCUGCUGCCGAGACAGCCAAGGGGGCUGGGCCUGCUGUCCCUACCGCCAGGGUGUCUGUUGUGCCGAUCAGCGCCACUGCUGUCCUGCCGGCUUCCAUUGCUCAGCCAAGGGCACCAAGUGUUUGCGCAGGGAAACCCUGCACUGGGACACCCCUUUGAGGGACCCAGCCUUGAGACAGCUGCUGUGAGGGACAGGACUGAAGACUCUGCAGCCCUCAGGACCCCACUUGGAGGGUGCCCUCUGCUCAGGCCUCCCUAGCACCUCUCCCCAACCAAAUUCUCCCUGGCCCCCAUUCUAAGCUCCCCAUCACCAUGGAAGGUGGGGCCUCAAUCUAAGGCCUUGCCUGUCAGAAGGGGGUUGUGGCAAAAGCCACAUUACAAGCUGCCAUCUCCUCCCCGUUUCUGUAGACCCUGUGGCCAGGUGCUUUUCCCUAUUCACAGGGGUGUGUGUGUGCGUGUGCGCGUGCGCGUUCCAAUAAAGUUUGUACACUUUC
This is a messenger RNA of Callithrix jacchus (white-tufted-ear marmoset), 2246 nucleotides long. RefSeq names its product granulin precursor (gene GRN). Lineage: Eukaryota; Metazoa; Chordata; Mammalia; Primates; Cebidae. Gene Ontology annotation, biological process: regulation of inflammatory response. Gene Ontology annotation, cellular component: extracellular region. The record is from RefSeq and is a predicted model, not a curated record.